Messenger RNA from Coregonus clupeaformis (lake whitefish), 7138 nucleotides. Its product is annotated as AMP deaminase 2. The transcript is spliced from 18 exons. Gene Ontology annotation, biological process: AMP metabolic process; IMP salvage. The record is from RefSeq and is a predicted model, not a curated record. Gene Ontology annotation, molecular function: AMP deaminase activity. Gene Ontology annotation, cellular component: cytosol. Bases 491 to 2914 code for a protein of 807 amino acids. Lineage: Eukaryota; Metazoa; Chordata; Actinopteri; Salmoniformes; Salmonidae.
AUGAUGAGCAAAAAAAAACCGAAAAGCGCCACCUGUUGGAGAAGACUUAUCCCUCUCGCUUUGCCUCUUCCUCUCGGUCUGAAGUCCAGUAAAGUUUGUAAUGUCAAUGAGUCACACACGAAACGAAGACGACAAUUUAGAAAUGAUCGAAUUGUUUAGCUAACUUAGCUGAUGAGAUAGAUAUACAUUCGGUUGGGAAAAUAUAUUUACUCAAGCAAAUAGCAAUAUAGCUACAUAGUUAGACAAAUUCACAUUUCUCGAAUAUUUCCAAAGAUCUUUGUUUUGACUGGUCAGUUGGAGCUAACAAAAACGAUUAGCUUGCUAGAGAAGUUGCCAGUGAAAACAAGUUGUUAUAAGGCUGUAUUCGGGACGUCUGAGAGAAACAUAAACUAUCAGCUACAGCAAGGUUACCAGUUGUUUCCUAGGCGAGGGCAAGGCAAGCUACUGCAACUGUCUGUAUCAUCUGUUCGCGCUGAGACAGGCCUCAACCAUGGCAGUCGAUCUGUGUGGUGUAGCAGGGCAGGCCAAGCCCCUGAAGCCUCGGCGCUCCCUCCCUGGGACGCCCGUCGCUAACACUUUCAAACACUUCCCCAUCGACCUGCGUACAUCCAUGGACGGAAAGUACAAGGAGAUUGCCGAGGAGCUGUUCACUCGCAGCCUGACGGAGAGUGAGAUGCGCACUGCUCCUUAUGAGUUCCCUGAGGACAGCCCCAUCGAGCAGUUGGAGGAGAGACGCCAACGCCUGGAGAGGCAAAUCAGCCAGGACAUCAAGCUUGAGCCAGAGAUCCUGCUCCGCGCCAAGCAGGAGUUCAUGAAAAUCGACAGCGAUGCCGACCUGGAGUUUAUGAAUCAGCAGGGUGGUGUGGACAGGACGGAUGAUGGCUGGAUGAAGGAGAGAGUAUUACCGAUGGAGAGAGAGUACCAACGUGUGUCAAUAUCAGGGGAGGAGAAGUGUGGGGUGCCCUUCACAGACCUGGUGGAUGCAGCUAGGUGUGUGGUGAAGGCCCUGUUCAUCAGGGAGAAGUACAUUGCCCUGUCCAUGCAGAACUUCUGUAAGACCACCGCCCGCGAGCUGGGGGAGCUGGGAGAGAAACCCCUGGACCUACGCGUCUAUGAGGAGAUCCCUGAGACCCCCGUUGAUGCAGAUGCUCCAGUCCACCCCCCUGUCUCAGAGACUCACCCCUAUGAAAACCAGGACACCAAGAACAUGCCUGCAGACACAGGGUACAGCUGUAAGAUGGUGGAUGGAGUCAUGCAUGUCUAUACCAAGAAGAGCCCAAUGGAGAAGAGUACAGAGUUGGACCUGCCCUACCCAGACCUGAAGGAGUACAUCGCUGACAUGAACGUCAUGAUGGCUCUCAUCAUCAAUGGACCAGUGAAGUCGUUCUGCUACCGCCGGCUGCAGUACCUGAGCUCUAAGUUCCAGAUGCACAUCCUGCUGAACGAGAUGAAGGAGCUGGCAGCCCAGAAGCAGGUUCCUCACCGUGACUUUUACAACAUUCGCAAGGUGGACACCCACAUCCACGCUUCGUCCUGUAUGAACCAGAAGCACCUUCUGCGCUUUAUCAAGCGGGCCAUGAAGAAGUACCCUGGGGAGAUAGUCCACAUGGAGCACGGCCGGGGACAGACCCUCAUGGAGGUGUUUGAGAGCAUGAACCUGACGGCCUUCGACCUGAGUGUGGACACACUGGACAUGCACGCGGACCGCAACACGUUCCAUCGCUUCGACAAGUUCAACGCCAAAUACAACCCCAUCGGAGAGUCCAUCCUGAGAGAGAUCUUCAUCAAGACAGACAACCACAUCGAGGGCAAAUACUUUGGCCACAUGAUCAAGGAGGUGAUGGCUGACCUAGAGGAGAGUAAGUACCAGAACGUGGAGCUACGUCUGUCCAUCUACGGCCGCUCCCGGGACGAGUGGGACAAGCUGGCCAAGUGGGCCGUCAAACACCAAGUCUACUCUGACAACGUGCGCUGGCUCAUCCAAGUGCCCCGCCUCUUUGAUGUGUACCGCACCAAGAAGCAGCUGGCUAACUUCCAGGAGAUGAUGGAGAACAUCUUCAUGCCUCUGUUUGAGGUCACCAUCAACCCGCGCAGCCACCCUGAGCUGCAACUCUUCCUGCAGCAUGUGGUGGGCUUUGAUAGUGUGGAUGACGAGUCCAAGCCGGAGCACCACAUCUUCAACAUGGACAGCCCCCUGCCAGCCGACUGGACGGAGGAGGACAACCCUCCCUACUCCUACUACCUCUACUACACCUACGCCAACAUGACCGUGCUCAACCACCUGCGCAGGAGGCGUGGUUUCCACACGUUUGUGCUGCGCCCUCACUGCGGGGAGGCGGGGCCUGUCCACCACCUGGUGUCGGGUUUCAUUCUGUCAGAGAACAUCUCCCACGGGCUGCUGCUCAGGAAGGCACCAGUGCUGCAGUACCUGUACUACCUGGCUCAGAUUGGCAUUGCCAUGUCCCCCCUGAGCAACAACAGCCUGUUCCUCAGCUACCACCGCAACCCCCUGCCUGAGUAUCUGUCCAGAGGCCUCAUGAUCUCUCUGUCCACUGACGACCCCCUACAGUUCCACUUCACCAAGGAGCCCCUGAUGGAGGAGUACAGCAUUGCCACACAGGUGUGGAAGCUGAGCUCCUGUGACAUGUGUGAGCUGGCCAGGAACAGCGUCCUCAUGAGCGGCUUCUCCCACAAGGCAAAGAGCUACUGGCUGGGGCCCAAAUACAGCAAGGAGGGCCCUGAGAGCAAUGACAUCCGUCGCACCAACGUCCCGGAAAUCCGCGUGGCAUACCGCAGUGAGACCCUGCUGGAGGAGCUCAACCUCAUCACCCACGCCGUGCGCACCAAGGAGCUGGACAACAUUGGCGAGGAGGACACCCUCUCCAUGGCCCCCGUCGGGGCAGAAGGACACUAACUCAACAACCCCCCCCCCAACUUCUAACCCCUCCUCGGCCCCUACCUGCAUGACACUGAGGGGGUGCAAUAUGAGUGGACUUCAGCUUGUUGUUUAACCUCUACCUCUAACCCCCUUAUCCCCCUCCUGCUAUGGAGCUGGACUGUGCACUCGUCUCUCAGCUCUCUUGUCCUAAAGCCAAGGAUACAAUGCUCCCUGAGUGUCCCCAUCUCUCUGUCGGUGAUGGGUGGGGGUCAGUAUGGACUCAGUCAUGUUCCAGUCCCCCUUCCUCCCUUAACCCAGGUUCCCUCUUCAACUCUCUGGUUAGCCCCUGUUUUUCCUCUCUAUAUCUUUUGACUCCUCCCUUUCUCUCUAAUGCUCACUGUGAGGUUCUAUUUCAAUCAGCAUGGCCAAGGUUGGCAGGGUUAACAUCCAGUGCUUGGAUUAUUUUCUAAUACGCAUAUGGGAGGAGAGAGACUGUAGCCUGAAGUCUUUUUUUCACCUCAUCUGUUCUUCGAUCUGUUCCUGGGUCACGUUCUCUGUCACUUUGAUCUCCUGACCCUCCAUACCUUCAAACCAAAACUUAUUCCCUUUGCUUUGUCAUGUGACCCUGCAUGGGAAAAAAGGUACCACAGUUCAGCCUGUGAUUUGAUGGCAUGUUUGUACACAACACCUAUAUUACACACACACACACACACACACACACACACACACACACACACACACACACACACACACACACACACACAUGCACAGUUUACCCGUCCUGAAAGCUGCUUAUCUUCCAUCACACAGUCAUGCUGCCUUAAGCUCAUCUAGUAUAAUAUCUUCACAAUGAAGUAGGGAAGCAGAUACAACUCAACAGAAAUAUUAUGAGUGCAUUGUCCAUGGGUCGCCUAACCUACACAACAUAGACACACCUAAACAAUGCAUAGGUGACUGUUCCACACUACAUUGUUCCAACACCUGUUGCGCACUGAUCGGAACAGUCACAUGUAACUUAGAGUUGCAUGGAAACCGCGGUAACAAACUUCUAAUGUAUGGACGUACUGAGUUAAGAAAAACUGAGAAAGGACCAAAUCUGUGUGGUCUAGAAGCAGAAGUCGUGCACAAUUCCAGUCUGUGUCUGCUGCUGGCUAUCUGAUGGCUUUCAUCUGUCUCUGUUGUAGUGAUUUACUAGCUAAAUGAGUCCUCUCGGCUGGUCUCCCUGAUCUAAGUCAGCUCUGAACUAAAUAGCAGGCAGGACAUCCAGCAGACACACUGCAGCAGCCCUCAGGACAUGGAGCUGUGUACCUGACUGGGCUACUGCAAACAUUCCAUUAAAUUAACAUUAAGAUCAAUGUUAUUUUUUGCCGCAGAAAAAUACAUUACUGCCCUGUUUAUAACAAAUCACAUUGGUUAUAGAAUAUGCAGCCAAAAAUAGUAGAUUUAUACUAUUCCAUGAUGUGUACAAUAUACUAAAUAUCUAGAAAGGAUAUAGGUACAUGUGUGUAUAUCUUAAGAAGGAUAUCAGUCUGGUAGAGUGGAUGCUGAGAGGUGUGUAUGAUAAGAGAUGUUCAACCACAGUGUGUUUUACAAGCACAAGUCAAGAAGCAUGCCAGGGGGGCUCCCCUGUCCCCCUACCAUUACCUCAACACUCACCAUGUGCUUGGACAUGGACCCUCCACACCCCCUUGUGUAUGUGUCCCGCUCCCACCCCCCACACACCCCUUGGUCCUCUAAAGAGACCAGGACAGACCCCGGGGACUGACCUCUGGGCCCACUAUGUUGGUUAUUAGUUAUUGCAUGCAGUGCCCUGUAUGCACCAAACCAGACUUACCAGUGCCUUUUGAUUUGAGCUUUGGGCACUGCUAGCCUGUCACUGUCCGUUGUCAUGCCCUGCUGCAAUGCCUCACUCCUCAUCAACAACAACCACAGCACCUGUUCUCAUCAAGCUUUAGCAUUUUUGCUGUCCUAACAUCAAGAGGAUGCCUUUGGAACUGAAACCAGGCUGCAUGCUGUGUGUUAAAGUACCUUCUCCUUUACCUGUCCUUCCAGCGAAGUGGAUGAAGCCGUUUUACCAAUGCUCUGCUUUGACUGCAUUUCCCCUGUGCAUCUUAUGUUGUGCAUGCCUGCAUGGAGCCCUGUGUGGCCACGGGAGUGUCUGGGAAGCUGUCUAAAGGGAUCUGUAACGUGAAAAAGCAACACAUGAGAAUCCAAGGAAGCUGAACAACUGUCAUGUAUGAAGUAUGUGUGCAGUCAAUGAUUAUUAUUAGUUUGAGUUCAGCAAAACAAACUCAAAUUCAGCUCUUCAUCACGAUGGCAACGCUCAAACCAUGCAGAGACAUAGUUGCAUGGUUGUUAUCAGCAUCAAAUGAGCUCACCCCCACCACAGUCAUGGUUGUCGUGGUCACCAAAACAGAUGUGAUCUGUACCAUAGAGAUCCUAUUCUAAUUCCUAAUUCUAUGAUCUGUAAAUUCAUCCCCAUCAUCUAUGCCCGAUUCAAACUGUGGGAGUUCAUCUUGAAAAUUGUUAUAGCUAUUCUAUUUGUACAGUCCUAUUAUUUGCUAAGACUGUUCCAGUGGAAUUACUGGGCCCUAGUUGUAAAUGUUCACCAUGCAUUGCAUACCAUACCUACCAGCCCAUUUUAAAAACCUAAGUGUGACAAAAGCCUGAUAUAUACGAGUAAAUGUUUGAGAAACCAGAUAAUUUAGGACAAGUUGUGUGCAUUAAUCUCACUCCUGGGAGGCUGUUCUGUAGCUCCUCAGCAGUGAGGUGUUUCACUGUGAAGGAGUGGUGUGUGCUGAACAUGGGGUUGGAUUUAAUAUAUAAAGUGUAUUUUUUUAAAGGCUAUGGAAAUAAAAGGUUUAUAUAAACAGUAUAUCAAUAUCUAGAUCACAAACUUUAAGUAUAGUUGCUGUAGAUCAUUUUAAACUUGCGUUAUUCAAGCAGAAAUAUUUAGUUUGUUAAAAUUAUUACAAAUAUUAUUAUUGGCCUUGUCUUUCACUAGAUUUACAAUUGGACUCAAUAUUUCCAUUUAUAUUUCUGUCUUAUUUUGAAUGUUAAUUGUUUUUCUGGUGUUUUUUUGUUGAUUGUGUUAGGACUGUUGAACUCUGUUACAUUUUCCAUGUAGCUCUCUCUCAGAGUAUUGAGUGAAGUUGAUCAAGUUAACUAGAGUUAUUUGGAGGGGCCUUCAGCAAUGGUAGUACCCAGAGCCAUAAUGGGUAUCCUCCCUGACAUUUAACUCAGCCAGAGCUGCCUAUGUAAUCUGGCAACAUUCACACCAACACACCUACUCAAGCAAUUUCAUCCUUCCCACAAACAUACAUCUCUUUGAUUGAUCCAAAGAGGGCUUUAAAAAACAACAAGCGACCGUUUAGUACAGCUUUUGAUUUGAUUCUUUGAAAUCGUAUUUUGAAUUAGAGGAUACAUGUAUGAUUUAAGUGUUUGUGUCUCAUGUGGAGCAGGAUAUGUGUAGUUUCUUGAUAAAGGAUCAGACAUCCAUGUUUAGAUCCAGGUGUUGCUCACUGAGGGACCCAACGACUUCAGUUGACCUUACCUUUUCAUUUCCAUCCAUCCAUUUCAGAUUGUCCAUCAGAGUUCACAGAUCUGUUCUUUCAAAACCUCACCAACUCCUGUCGUUGGUCUCCAUCUGUACAAUCAGUUUGUUUAUAAACUACAAUGCUAGGGAACCUGUAGGCCCUGCUGUAGUGUACCAUAGACCAUACUUUGUAUCAAACUUCACUAAGGACAGCCAUAUGUAUUUCUGUCCCAAUCGAAAGUUGGAAGACAUUGAGUCAAAUGCUGUUUGUUUUCUUGCAUUGUGUUCAGUAGUGCAAAGAGUCUUGGGCAAUAGUAAUAGACAGUCUGUCAUCACAGAACACAAACCAGUUAAUCAGUCAAUCAUCACGCUGCGAGUUUCGUUUUUUGUUCAAUCCAUUUUCUCUUUUUUUUAAAUCGCCUAGUAUUCUUUUCACUUCAUAAUGUUGAAUACAAAGAGUUUGAUGUUCACUUGUGAUUAUUUUGUGCUCAAUUCAUGUUUUCUUUAUUAGACGUUUUAAUGUUUUUACAUGAAAGGUUCUCUGCACAUGUUUUCUAUUAUUGACAUGGUUUUCAUUGUCUUUAAUUUGUUUAAGAAUAUUGUAGUCAUUCAUGACUUUAAAUGAAUGCCAAUGUUUUACAUUGCUUUUACAUUUACUCAAAUGCUUCUGAUAUGGUACAUGUGUAAUGUCUGAAAAAUGAAAUAAAGCAUGUUUAUUCAUCUAA